CUGUGGGAAAGCAAGGGGCGUGUUUAUAGUCAGCCAAUCAAUGUGAGCUCGUUGUUAUAAAAACCAGGGUUGCCGGCUAACUUGCAUUCUUCUUCGCCGUGUGUUAUUUGUCUGUUGCUGAAGAGGUUGCUCCUCGCAAUGGCUCGUACUAAGCAGACCGCCCGGAAAUCCACCGGAGGGAAGGCUCCCCGCAAGCAGCUGGCCACCAAGGCAGCCAGGAAGAGCGCUCCGGCCACAGGCGGAGUCAAGAAACCUCACCGUUACCGGCCCGGCACAGUCGCUCUCCGCGAGAUCCGCCGCUACCAGAAAUCCACCGAGCUGCUCAUCCGCAAACUGCCUUUCCAACGCCUGGUCCGGGAGAUCGCUCAGGACUUCAAGACCGACCUGCGCUUCCAGAGCUCGGCCGUCAUGGCUCUGCAGGAGGCCAGCGAGGCUUAUCUGGUCGGUUUGUUUGAGGACACCAACCUGUGCGCCAUCCACGCCAAGAGGGUCACCAUCAUGCCCAAGGACAUCCAGCUGGCCCGCAGGAUCCGGGGCGAGAGGGCUUAGUCCCAGCAGCACAACACAAAGGCUCUUUUCAGAGCCACCAAAUCCCCACUCAAAGAAGCUGAAUAUCUUCUCCACGUGGCGCUUUGUCACGUAGUUUAAUUUAUUUUUUUCAAUACAACUUUUACUGGUGUCCC
Messenger RNA from Xenopus laevis (African clawed frog), 683 nucleotides. Its product is annotated as histone H3. The coding region runs from base 139 to 549 and encodes 136 amino acids. NCBI's taxonomy places the organism in Eukaryota, Metazoa, Chordata, Amphibia, Anura, Pipidae. The transcript has a single exon. The record is from RefSeq and is a predicted model, not a curated record.